UUUAUGUUGGUUGCACUUGAAGUUGGUAUUUGCCAAGAGCCUGCCAUUUUGUAAGAUAGAAGGGAGAUAAAAAAUAGUUUUAUGGUGUUAAAAUUUUACAAAAACUUCGUUGCCAUUUAUAUUAAGGCCCAAAACAAAUGUUUAAAUGGACGCAUCGUCCAUUAUAACUCAGGUGUCUCGGGAUGACGAGCAAUUAAACAAUUAUGGAUCCGACAGAGGGUCAUCCCCUGGCGGGCAGCAGAGUGAAGGCGAUGGCACACCAGUGUCGUCGACACCCCUGGGCAGUAAGAAGUCUGGGGGUGGUGGAUUCCUGCGGUCGCUACUGUGCUGUUGGCGCGGUGGCCGCGGGAAGGGCCCCCCUGGCAAUGGCACGAACAGUGUGGAUGGCAGGGCUUCGCCGCCCCUGCUCAUCAUGGCAGACCAUGCUCCCCGACCACUGUUACCACCAAUUAGACACCAGGAUAUGCAUAAAAAGUGUAUGGUGAUAGACCUGGAUGAGACGUUAGUGCACAGCUCUUUCAAGCCAAUAAACAACGCGGACUUCGUCGUACCGGUCGAAAUUGACGGCUCCGUGCACCAAGUGUACGUCCUCAAGCGACCGCACGUCGACGAGUUCCUGCGGCGGUGCGGCGAGCUGUACGAGUGCGUGCUGUUCACCGCCUCGCUCGCCAAGUACGCGGAUCCCGUGGCCGAUCUUCUCGACAGAUGGGGCGUGUUUCGAGCACGCUUGUUCCGGGACAGCUGCGUGUUCCACCGUGGCAACUACGUGAAGGACCUCAACAGCCUGGGCCGAGAUCUACGGCGCGUCGUUAUAGUCGACAACUCGCCCGCCUCCUACAUAUUCCACCCGGAUAACGCGGUACCCGUCGCGUCGUGGUUCGACGACAUGACAGACUCAGAACUGUUGGACUUGAUACCGUUUUUCGAGAAACUGAGCAAGGUGGACAGUGUAUACACAGUGUUGCGCAAUUCUAACCACCCGUACAAUCCCACGCAGAACAACUCGCCUAGUACAUAGCCCGGCCCGCCGGCGCGCCGCGCCCGCAAGGAGCGGCGGCGCGAGCGCGAUGCUCGGGAUGCGCGAGUGAUGCGCGAGCUGCGCGGCAUGCGCAUGCAAGUGCGCGAGUGGCGCGCGCGAGCUCGCGACGACGCGACGCUCGAGCUCGCGAGUCUCGAGCUCGCGGCCCCGGACCCGCCAGCGCCGUACACCUUCCUCGAAACACUCAUUAAGAAAGGAGCGAAUUUCGUCUUAAGUGCCAAUUUUGCCUUCUGGAUAGUAAGGACGUUAUUUGUACCUAUUUUACAGUUUAGGUAUUUCUUAGUGCGUAAGUGGUCAGUAUGAUGGAUUUGUGAUGUUUCUAUAUAUAUUUUUCACAGGUUUAUUUGACUCGCUGUUGAGCUUGCGGUAUUAUGUGCGUGUUCUUAUGUAAUCCGACUGUAUUUCGGAGUUGACUUAUAAAUAAAAAUGUCUUAAAGUACGCAUUCGGGUUACCAAUACUAACAAUAAAUGAAUUUGCAAUUUUUUUUCCAAAGACAACCCUUUUUAUAUCGUGCUUGGGAUCAAAUAUAAAUAAGUUAGAUAUUUUUACCUAAAACGUCUUAGCGGUGAUCAUUCAUUAAAAAAUAUUUUACAAUAUUUCAAUUAUACUAUAGAUUGUAUCUUUGACUCUAAAUGAAAUCUGAAUCGAUGGACUUUUACAUAAUCGCUUAUCUCAAAAUCGAUUUAUUCCCGUACUGGACAAUUGUAAAUAUUAAAAAAAAUUUAUACUACAGCUGAUAGCUUCAAUCAUAUAGGUAUAUCGGAAUCAUGGUAGUGUACAUAUAGUUAAAUGAAAUAAUAUAAGCCAGACAGAAAUGCACUUAAGGUGAAUUUAAUCGCACUAUCCGAGGUCGAUGUCGCAGUCAAAAAUAAAAUAAAACAAUAUACAUGAAUUAUUUUAAAUAAUUAUUUUACUUAUAGCUUACAAAAUUGACUCUUCCAAUAAUUUGACAUACAAAUUAUAAUUUUAAAUUAUUUUAUAGCUUAAUUUUACUACGUAAAAUAAAAAUGUUUACCCAAUUGGAGCACUUAGUGUUACACAGCCUGCGUAAGGUUUGUGCACAUUAGACGUAAUUUUGUAACGUAUUGUUACUAUAGGUGUAUAUUUAUUGUGUACAUACCUUGGUGUUUACCGUUUAGGCACUACGGACUUAUCUUUAACGGCCCUCCGUAAGUCCCCGCGUACUUGUACAAGUACAAAUUCAAUUCGUGUUUUGAACUAUUAUAGUAGUAAAUGAAAUUUCGAAAUUCGAAAGCGUAAAAAUUGGCUUAGUUCUUACGGGCUUAAGGCAAAUGAACCUUCGAACACCUGUUAGAAUCCACCUAGAUAAGAGAAUUUAAUUUCAAUUAUAUGCAAAACACUGUAGCCCUUUCUGAUUACUUGUAAUAAGGUCUCAAAUGUUUUCGAGAUACGUAGCUGAAGAUAAGUUGGUGGUGUCACACAGUUCCCAAUGCAUUGACGACAAUAAACGUCAUUCGAGUGUCAUACAAAUCAUUUUAAUGUAAUGUAUUGAAUAUGUUUAUAUUGAACACGGGUGGUCAGUUCAAUUUGGCAUCUUAAUGUAUUAACUCUGCUCUCAUGUAAGUCUUUAGCUACUUCUAAAUUCGACUUAUGUCUGAAUGAAUAAAUGAUAUUCACGUUCUAUGAGAGCAGAACACUGCACGUAUUUUUAUGUCAUCUCAGUAUUAACCUAGUGUAAUAAUCGAUGCCAUAAAACAAUGAAUGGAAGUUAUACGCAUACUUAUAUCAUCAUAAUUAUAUAAUACUACCUGUUAAUCUCCCGAUCGCGUGUCACUAGAAAAUGUGAAUAAUUAUUAUGUACUACAAUGAUUGCUUUCGCAAUAUAGUUGAUUUUGAUACGAGCUUGUGGUUAACAGUGUUAUAAAUAUCGACUGUCUAAAUUUAAACUUAACUUUAAUAGUGGAAUAUGAUUAUUUGCAACAAGAAAUCAUGCGUGGUUGGGCCAAGAGUGGAUACUUUUUGGAGCGCUGGACAUUCGUACCCAAAAUAUACCUCCUUGACACAAGUUUAUAGUAUCUGACACAUACAGGCUAGCGUGCUAACGAGUAUUCGUAAUAGUCAUCGUUUCAUUUCUUGUUGUAAAUCGUGGCAUAACUAAAGUGACAUAGUGUAGACAUUUGACAUUGAUUUAUCAGAAGAAAUUAAUACUUGCAACUGUUUUAGCAUAUUGUUUUCGUCAAUAUACAGCUAUUUCGUAAAUUGACAUCCUUUAUAAGGUACAAUUAGUUCGUUAAGAUGCAUCUAAGACGUCAGAUAAAAACGUCAGGUAUCAACAAUUAAAUUACUUGUACUUUGUAUAGGACAUCAGAGAGAAAUUAAUUUUAUAGACAACGUAAUUACGUUAUUUAAUAUUGUCUAUAUUUUAGCACCGCGAGCUGUCCCUAAGACAUCCAACGCCAUACUGAACUAAUGACCUAUGCCUUUUUAAAAUAGAAAUAAAACGACUUAUAAAAAACUGUCCCAGAUCGCACUAAAUUCAAAAUUGUAACAUUUUUAUAAUGAUUCGAUUAAUUAGGUAAACAAAAUGGUGCUUUCAGUAUUAGUUGUGUAAGCGGCGACUAUAAGAGUUCUAUAGUACUAGAAACGCACAUUGGCUCUAAAUUGGUUCGAUUCGAUAAUUGCGGGCAGAGGUUGUGAACAAACCAUUUCAAAAGCAGUAGGUAAUUAAACAUUUUUACACACUUUAUUUAGAUAAUUGUCUACAAAGAUUAUUUUGAUUUCAUUCUCUUGAGUCUUUUCUGUUCUAUACAGGACGAAAUGCCGAAGAGAACUGAAAUAAAUUACAAACAAUCUUUUUGGAAUAAAGCUAUUACAUCUUUAUUAAUACUUCCCAUUCCUUUUGAAACUACAUAUGUAUCUACUAUUCUGUGAAAUCAUUUUCAUUUUGGCAUCAUGCCAUCUAUUUAUUGUUUUAUAUUAGUUGCUUAGCAAAAUGGUUUUAUUGGUUUUUAUGUAAUGUUUUUAAACAAUAUGAAUAUAUUAUUGUUUUAGUAGCGACAUAUUAAAAAGAGAAACGUAGGUCUUCUU
Molecule: messenger RNA, 4088 nt
Organism: Cydia strobilella
Lineage: Eukaryota; Metazoa; Arthropoda; Insecta; Lepidoptera; Tortricidae
Gene: hzg
Product: carboxy-terminal domain RNA polymerase II polypeptide A small phosphatase 1
Exons: 6
Coding region: 146-1018 (290 amino acids)
Molecular function (GO): RNA polymerase II CTD heptapeptide repeat phosphatase activity
Source: RefSeq, a predicted model, not a curated record